AUGUCUGAGCCAGACGUUGAGAAGUUAGAGCACCGGUCGCCCGCGCCGUUACGGCCCAGCGAUCCAUCGCGUGCUUCGUUAUCAGACUCAACAACACCGCCAAAUACGGAACACGGCACGCUGGAAACAGAGCGAAAAGCAGGCGAUGUGCCCGGCGAGAAGACCACCGAGGAUGGCAGGAUCAUCCACUCCUGGAACGGCCCGGACGACCCCGAUAACCCUUUUAACUGGGCAACGUGGUACAAAUGGGUCCUGACUGUUACGGUCUGCUUCGUUUCUAUCCUCACCGGGCUGCCAGCGGGGAGUUAUGGCGUCGGCUCCACCUACUACAGUUCAGAGUUCAACAUCCUGACGGCACCCUUCGACAAUUCGAUCUGGGCGACAGUCAGCUGGAACAUCGGAGCCGCUGUGUGGCCUUUGAUUUUCGUGCCAUUAACGGAAUCUAAAGGCCGAAUGCCUGGAUAUUUUGGCGCCUACAUCAUUUUCGUCGCAUUCCUUUUCGGCUCUGCCUUUGCUCAAAAUUAUGCGACAUUGAUCGUGACCCGCUUUUUCGGCGGAGGAGCCUCAUCAGUGAGCAUAAACAUCGUCGGAGGCUCGAUCGCAGACGUCUGGAAGGGUGACAGGGCCCGCUCGCUACCAAUGUCCCUAUUUGGUUUCACGUCUGUUGCCGGCAUCGCGCUGGGACCCUUCAUUGGGAGCGCCAUUAUCCAAAUCAACAAAGUAGACCCGUGGCGGUGGAUCUUCUACGUCCAGAUCAUCUACAACGCGGGACUCAUCCCGAUAUUCUGGCUCAUCCUCCGAGAGACCCGGAGCGACGUCAUCCUCGCCCGCCGCGCGAAGAAGCUCAGGAAGGAGACCAACAGGCCGAUCUACGCUGAGAGCGAACUGAAUCGCGAUUCCAUCGCGACGCAACUCAAAUUGUCGUUUGCAAGGCCUGCUCGCAUGCUAACUAAGGAGCCUGUCGUAAUCUUCUUCACUCUCUGGGUGUCGUUCGCCUGGGGCAUCCUGUUCUUGUUCUUCUCAUCCGUCGUCCAGACAUUCGAAUCGGCCUACAACUUCAACACAAUGCAAACGGGACUAGUUCAACUUGCUAUCAGCGCAGGAGCACUCAUCGCCACCUUUAUCAACCCCCUGCAGGACAUGAUGUACCUUAAGUCCGCGAGCCGAAACAAGGACAGACCAGGCAAGCCGAUCCCCGAGGCACGGCUCUACUUCUCCAUCCCGGGUUCAGUAUUAUUCGGGGCCGGCCUGUUUUGGUACGGCUGGAGCUGCCGCAGCAGCGUGUACUGGCUGGUCCCGACCUGCGGCAUCGCAUGCGUCGGCAUCGGCAUCUACUCCAUCUACCUGGGCGUAGUCAACUACUUGACUGACGCGUACGAAAAGUACGCCGCAUCGGCGUUAUCUGCUGCCAGCCUUGGAAGGAACAUGUUUGGCGCGUUCCUGCCCCUUGCCUCUCAGCCUCUGUUCAACGACCUUGGCUUUGGCUGGGCGGGCUCCCUUCUUGGCUUCAUCGGCCUCGCGAUGACCGCUAUUCCCAUAGUACUACUGUUCAAGGGCAAACAGAUCAGGGCCAACAGCCCGUUCAUGAGUGAAGCGAGCUACGACGAGGAGGAGAUUGAGGUUAGGAGGUCGAGCUAUGACCGCGCGCACUCGACUCGAUAA
Diaporthe amygdali is the source of this 1662-nucleotide messenger RNA. RefSeq names its product mfs multidrug. Gene Ontology annotation, biological process: transmembrane transport. The coding region runs from base 1 to 1662 and encodes 553 amino acids. The transcript is spliced from 5 exons. Gene Ontology annotation, molecular function: transmembrane transporter activity. Lineage: Eukaryota; Fungi; Ascomycota; Sordariomycetes; Diaporthales; Diaporthaceae. The record is from RefSeq and is a predicted model, not a curated record.